AUGGAUUCCUCAGUAAACAAAUCCACCUUCCCAAUUUUCACCACCAACCCAUUUUUGCUCUCCAAAAGAUAUUCUCUCAGACCCUUCAAGGUUUCCAUCAAACCACCACCUCCAGACUUCAAUUACAAGCUAGAGAUAUCCAAAGAAUCCAGAGCUGUCAUAGAAGAAUCUUAUCCUGAGUUGCUUGACUUGGCUGACAAUGGUAGCUUGGUUUUGGUACAGAAGAAAAGGUUUGGCCCUGUUCCUUCUUGGAGGACUGAAUUUGUUGAACCUGAAUAUAUUUGGCUGAUUGGAACUACUCAUGUUUCAAAAGAAUCAGCUAUGGAGGUUGAGCGUGUUGUGAAGGCUGUGAAGCCAGAUAAUGUAGUUGUUGAGCUUUGCAGAAGCAGAGCUGGGAUUAUGUAUGCUGAUGAUGAUCAGCUUGACAAACAGUUAAGGUCUACUAUGUUUUCCUUAAGCGGAACUGGAUUUUUUGGAGCUAUCGGUCGUAGCAUAAACCUUGGUGGUCAAACUGCUUUAGCAUUGAGAUUACUUUUGGCCGCGUUUUCAUCAAAGAUCUCUUCGGAUAUUGAUCGCCCUUUUGGUGAUGAGUUCCGUGCUGCUCGUAAAGUAUCAGAGGAAAUUGGCGCACAAAUAGUUUUGGGAGAUAGGCCAAUUGAAAUAACACUUCAGAGAGCAUGGAAGGCUUUGAAUUGGACUCAGAAGUUGAGUUUAUUGAGAAUAGUUAUCAGUGGAAUAACAUCUUCAUCAGGAAUUUCUACGAAUAAGCUCGAGAAAGCAAGUUCAGAUGAUGGUACACUUCAGCUCUACGAGCAACUGAGUUUUUCAUAUCCAUCCCUACUGCCACCGCUUAUUCAUGAACGAGAUACCUAUCUUGCAUGGUCUUUAAAGAGGAGCAAAGCUGUGAAUAACUGUAAAAGGGUGGUAGGUGUAAUUGGAAAAGGCCACAUGAAUGGUGUUAUAUAUUCACUGUUAGCUGAUACCGGGGAUUUGAGGUUUCGAGACCUUGUUGGAAAAAAUUCAUCUGGAGGUUCAGGUGGCUGGAUUGAUGGCUUAGUCAAGAGUUUAGUGAGGGACACUGUGAUUGGCAUUGUCCUAUGGGCUUUAUAUGAGUAUAUAAAUGAUGGAACAUAA
Molecule: messenger RNA, 1134 nt
Organism: Lathyrus sativus (Indian pea)
Lineage: Eukaryota; Viridiplantae; Streptophyta; Magnoliopsida; Fabales; Fabaceae
Source: the annotation of a GenBank genome assembly